AUGACUCAGAAAUCCAUUCAACAAACUCAGCUGUCAGUGGAAAAUGUUUGUCAGUUGAUCCAAAACAAAGUUGAAUCUGACUUAAAAUACACAUCACAAGUGAGUAGAACAUAAAUAUUUACUGUUUUAGAAAGCUCACUGAAAACAAGUGAGUGAACAUUUUGAUCAACCUUAGAUGAUUUUCAUGUUAUUUUCCUAUUCAGGGAUAAUUUCUAUAGAAUGUUACUGUUGGGUUUUCUUUGUUUGGGUAAAUCUUAUGAUAUGAGAUAUCUGUGCAUAAAUGAAACUGUCAUGAUAAAGAGUGCCAUUUAGCUAAUAAUCUACAUGAGAGGAAUUUAGGGAGUUUUAAGCUAUCCUUAGCUGUCUCCCUUGACUUAAGCAUCUGCUGUAUUAAAGAGUGCACGAUGUCAGGACAUACGUGUAUAUAUUGUUUUCGUUUUUAACUUUAAUGAUGGAACUAAUUGUUUCAAGUUACCUGUAGUUUUUGUUUCACUUGUUUAAUACGUGAUUAUUCUCUUCUCAAAGCUUUCGGAAGAGGAGAUGCUUACUUUGAAGAUCACACUUUUAAGAGAAGAGUUACAGUAUGUUGCCCAGUAUCCGGACACUUCAGUUUAAGAUUGCAAUAACUUUCCUUUGUUAAUCGCAAGAGCUCUGAAAUUUGGCCCAGAGAAAAUCUAUUUAGUCCUUAAUAUGACGAAAGACAGUUUAACUUUUUUGCCUUUGUUUCCAUCACGAAAUUAAUAUUUUUGCAGAGCUCCUAUGUUGCCCAGUAUCCGGACAGCUGGCUCAGUAUCCGAACAUAACAGUAACAACGUAAUUGCACAUAAAUUUCGACAGGCAAGCGACUUAUAAGCUUCUCUUGCACUUGCAAAGUAGUCUGGCAAUCGAUUCCAAAAAUAUAACCUAGCAUCCUGAAAUAAAACAUAACAAACGACUGGGGUAUGGUGGGGAACGCGAGCGGCUGUUUUGAAAAUGGUAUAAUUCUUACUUCCUUGUCUAGGAACUUUUUCACUGAUUUAAGGCAGGCAUCCGUGGACAUACCGAAGCCGCAGUUUGCAAGCUCAAUUAGCCAAUCUGCAAACGACUUUCUUUCUUCAUUUUUUAUUUUAAAAAAAGCUUGGGGAAGGGACCUCAACCGGACGGUCAAAGGUCACUCUUCUAUUUAGUCUGACCUGCAGUGUUGAUUUCUUCAUGCUCAGUCCGGUUGUCAGUCCCCACAAUAAGCCUGCUUUUCUAGCACUAAUUCCUCCUUCUUUCACAUCUCUCAAUCCAUUUGUGACAUUUUUCAGACCGUUGCAGCCCUAUUCUAGCAGUCACAACCGAGGAAAGUAUGAGAAUUCCAGGUUCAACAGGUUCAACUCAGACGCUUUCAGUUAUAUAUAGAAAAUGCAGUCACGCGAAACAAGCCGUGCACACGAAAUCGAGUCGCCUCUGAAUGAGUAAAGAAAAUUUCCAUACGGAGUUGAGUAGAAUUACAUUUUACGACUAUAUCAUAUAUCCUAAACUUUAAUUAUAGUCACUGAUAUGAAAUAAACCUUAUCCGGAUAAUGUACACACCUAAUUCAUCGAUUCUGUACAGCAAAGAAAAAACUGUCCGGAUACUGGGCACAUGACAUCAAAACUUAGUGAAUGUUUCUGGCCUCCGUUAUUCCAAACAAAUAGAAUUUCAAGAAGAAUUAAUAAACUUUCUGAAAACCUGACUUCCUUAAGCAUCUUCACUUUAAAAAUAAAACAGUUUCUUUCAAAACAUCACACAUUACCCUCCCUUUUCUGAGCAGCACUAAUUUUACUGCGCAGUCAACAGCGUAAAUAUUGGCCAUGAAAAGUUUACCCACCUGAACAGAACGGCGCCUUCUGCGACUGUUUCGCAAGCUUUCAAAUCGCCAAAACUUUCAUCGUAAAGCUGAAAUGUUCAGCUUUCAUUCGAAAUACUUCGUUUACCGAGAACUGAAAAGGGCCCCUCAAAAAUUGAGUUUUUGUUUCAAGUGUCCGGAUACUGGUACCGUCCGGAUACUGGGCAACAUACUGUACUGUCAAAGCAUAAACAAUUGCUGAAAGGUAUAACAUAAUUAUUUAUUCAUAAUUGAAGGAGAUAUUAGGGAGCUAUCAUAUGCGAAAAAAGUCACGUUAUUAGUUGAGCUUUUCCUUACUCCCACUCACCCUUCUUUUUCCUGUAAUUGUAUCACCGGAAUUUUUGUUUUUUGAUCAUUUCAUUGUUAUCAUUGCUAUUGUAUAGUACAUCAGGGGCAUAGCCAGUCCAUAGACCUGUAGGCCCGGGCCUACAAAUUUCUGGUUUGAUCACUCCAUCGCUUGUAAUAAAUUAUGCAUUGCUGGAGUGAGCUAAAAAGGUUAAGAGCUCAAAGUGUUGGUGAGGUCAGUGCGUACUAGUCGCGUGCCAUUUUCAGGAUAUGUGGAAAUUGAAGGCACCCAGGCCUACAGCUGGUUGAAAAGCUGGCUAUGUCCCUUAGUGCCUUUUCGUGGUUCUUAGUGAUGGGAAUUUAGGGGCUUUAGCGGCAGCGCAGUAAUGACAAUUGUAAGCUACAUGCAUGGGUGGUUCCAUUGGGAAACUGUGUGGUUUUGCCAGUCUCCAAAUACGGUAGGACACUCACUUGUGCAGACCAAGGAGGUUAAGCAAAAAACGAAAAGCCAAGAUAUAUUCCAAUUGAGCAUUAGAUAUUUAAUUAUAGAGGGUGUAUAGUGUCAUUAAACAGACUGAAGGAAUGUGUUUGUUGGUGUAGAUACAGUCACAUGUAUUAUUGUAUGUAAGUAACGGUUAAAUUCAUGCAAUGUUAUUAUUAGAGAGAGAAGAGGAAAAGAAUUUCUUGGAGAAGCUCAGAGAGCAUGGUAAGUGCAUUUCAACAUACAAAGAUAAAAUUUAGUGAAAUUGGUCUUGAAGUUUCUCUGGGAUUUGUACUGUUUCAACUUUUCAUUUAUUCAUGAGUUACAGGAGUGUACCUUUGUCACUUUUCAUCAGCUUACAAUAUAAUACUACGUGGAAACAAGAAGUAAUUAAAUCCUGCUAAUUAAAUCCCGGAGUUUAUGUUAAUCUACAUGAAGCAGAAAAGGGAAAUGAAAAAAGUUAAGAUUUAUGCAAUUGUAAAUAAAGAGAACACAAAUCAAGCCUUCUUCUCUAGAAAUUAAUACUUAAAGACAAAAAUAACACAACACCUUAAGGUGUUAUUUGAAUUAUGAGGAUUAUAAUUUAUCCACCAAAUAAUUUAUAAUUUAGAAACACAUUGUUCAACUAGAGAGUACUACACAUACAUGUAAGCUUUCAUUUGGCACUUAUGUCCAGGUUUGCACGCAGCUGCAAAAUUGCGAUUUUUUUGUGUGUUUGCGAAACAUAUAUGGGAAAGUAUACAUGUAGGUGUAGGUGUACUACCCAGCAGCAUCCAUUUGAAUGGUCACAUUUAGUAUUAUUUUAUUUUCUAUGUAGCGAGAACCAACCUGUACAGUAAACAGUACCACAGGAACAAAUUGGUCAUAAUUUAGUUCAUGCCACUACCUGUAUGUUUAUUUCACGGUGUAUGGUUGUAUUUUCUUAGUACUAAACCUUGAAAGGAACAAGGAGCAGUUGGAAUUAUGGAAGUCUUCUCUAAGAGAACACGAACAAGCUCACAUAGGAAAGAGGUGAGUUCUUUAGCUUAGAGGGCAUUUUCAACAUUUUGCUGUCAUACUAUACAUUAUCCCUUUUUCACAUAUAGUGCAGUAAUAUAAUAGAGCGCAGAGACGAGCUUGCAUUACUAUAGAAAAUGGAAACCUAUCAAUGCUCAAUGCAAGUUUGGUGGUCACGUGAUCGUCUGUAGGUCCUCAUCCACCCCUACUUCUAAGCUGGGGUGAAAUUUCGCAUUCAAACAACCGCGCGUUUGGGCGGUAGAAAAAAAAAAAAACAAGAAAGUCGAGUAACGUGACGUACUGAAGGUGUGGUCCUGAGGAUAUCUGCCAUAGUGAGAUUUGACUGUGCAGCGCUGUGGACCAAUUCACAGAUGCAAGUUUUGUCAUCUGUCGCAUACUAUUCACAAAGUUUGCUUUAUUUUGAAGGGAAUCACUGGUGAAGUUAACCGCUCAGCUUGGCAUGAGGCGUCGGCAGCUUAUCUCUGAACUAAUGAGUAUUUACCCAAUUGUUGAGGUAAGAUGUAAUUACUAACAAUGGGCAUAAAGUGCAAAAAUUAACGCACCGUCGUGUUUUCUUUGUACCUGACUAAUUAUUUUCAGUAUGUUUGAACAUUUGUCACAUGUCAAUAAAGAGAGCUCUCUGCUACAAUAUUCCCUGCUGAACUUAUCGAUGUUUGUCAAAUUACUUUCUUGAUCAGUUAAAAGGUACCAAAGAAAAGCUUAUUUGUGGAGUGCGGCUUCCCAACAGUGAGUCUGAUGAAUUUACAGGUAAGAUGUUUUUAUUAGGAUUAUGCCCAUGUUUUACUGGAAUUAACAUGUUCGGAUUUGCUGUUUAAAAGGCUAAAAUGAAAUUGAAUUGAACUAAAACCGCGAAUUUAAAAUGUGCAUUGAAAGGUUAAGUAGUAUGUCUUAGUGAAUAACUGGUUGGAUGGAAGGAGGGAAGGAGGGGGGCUUCAACAAAUUUAAGAAAUGGUAAACGUGCAGCGUGCAACCAUCGAGUUACGGGAUGCACGCGGGAGGUUGCUAAGCACGAAAGAAGCGUAAGGGAUGCUAGAGGCGUACCCGAGAGCAGCACUAGCUUCUUGAAUGCUUUGCAAACCCCUCAAGUGUUGUCAUAAAUGCGUUAUCUCCAUCAGUGUUUUAACUAGCUAGAACCUUGUUUAAGAAUGCAUCUAGCCUUCAUCUACCUAUCCAUCAGUCCAUUUUAAAGUCAUUUAUCCCUCCGUUUUCAAAUCUCCUAAGGAGGAAAACAGUACAGCCGUAUCUAACAGAUUUUUUAGUUCCACCAAACAAAGUUUUGGGACCUCUGGUGUCUGUCCAGCGUUAUUCCUCUUUUUCAAGGACCGGAAAGGGUUGCCAAGCGAAAUCGUAAGCGCUAAGUCCGCUUGAUCGAUUCGAAAAAGUCUUAUUUGAGUAUUUUAGUCCGUUACAGGACUUGUGUCUUUUGAAUAAAUGUUGAAUCAGAAUAGCAAUAGCACGGGAUAAAGCAGUUGUAUAGCUUGACUGCAUGCAAUUUUACCCACCCUAGAAAUAACAGGUACUAAUUCUUAACAGAAACUGAACGUUUAUCUUGUCAAUCAGGUGAAAACAUCUUUCACAUGGUUACUGGUUAACGGACAGUUCCCGUAGUGCAAAAAUGUCUUUGUUUUUUAAACCAGUCCAACGCUCCAGGACAGACAGCUCUUUCCAUUAGCUGCUAGGUCAUACAAGUUGUAUAUUUUUUUUUCUUUUCUAGCUAUGGAUGAUGAAACUCUUGCAGUUGCUUUGGGUUACACGUGUCAUGUGGUCAGCAUGAUUGCUAGAUUCCUGCAACUGCCUCUGAGAUAUCCAGUGAACUCUCAUGGCUCUAGGUCUACCAUUGUAGAUUUGACAAGUGAAAAGGUUCCAGAAAAGGACAGAAAGUAAAUACUGGCCAUACUAAGAGUGGUUUUUUGACUAAAAUUAAUUCUUGGAUCGAAUUUGAGGAAAUUGGCGUGAAUUAGGCUAUGUUUGCACCAUACCGGAAAACAUUUUUUGCCGACAUGGAAAGCUGUUCUGUACAGUAUGAACUGCAACAAUCCUCAACUGGAGCAAGUCGUAUACACUCCUCGAACAUCGUGCCGCCGGAACGAUUGGCCGAGACGUUCUGGUAAACUAAAUCCUAAUUCUCACAUAUCUGAAUAUUUUCUUCCAUCUCAGUGGGUUCCAGUCGACACUCCUACUCAUUUACUUCCGCUACGGUCCGAAUACUUGUACACACUCCAACGAAGAGUGGCAGUAAGCCAUCCGGUAUGUGACGUUUCACUUUCGAGAUCGGCACGGCGCAGCUUCGCUCCGUUACAAAAAUCACACCAAGAUGUAUGGUUUUCAUGUCAGCACAAGAGCUGUAGUGUCAACAUCGCUUAAAUGGCGAGCUCUCUUUUAAAUAUGUCGCUGAGUUAAUUUAGCGCAUCUGAAUACAAUAUGUUUCAUACUGCUGUAACUCUAGGUUGCAAGCGAAUUGUUGUUUUGUUAUUAGUGCUGAUGAUAAAUACAUAAAACACUUCUUUUGUUAUACCUUUUUCAGAUUUCCAUUACAUAACAGAGGCAAAGAACUAGCCAAGUUUUUCUAUGGAAUAUUUCUUUUGAACAAGAACAUAGCUCAGGUAGAAUCUCAGUUACCGUUAGGCGGGCGGGCAUAUGAGUAGCCUGCGUAGCAAGCGUUUCCGUUUGGUUUCGGAACAAAGAAAUACCGAGGAAGGGGGCUUUCGGUAUUGACCGCGCGAGAAAUGAAACGAGAGCCACUUUUCUCGCGGUCUUUGACUCUCGUUCCUCGUUCUUUUCUCUUAAACCGUACAGAAACGCUUGCUACGCGGGCUGGCAUAUGAGCGUUGUUUUCCCCUUUUUUCAGAGCUUAAACUUAUUUGUGCUUUUUUUCGCCAUAGCCUUAAAACGCUGUUCAUUGAGAUGUGUAAAUUUGUCAAACUCUCUAAAGUCGGUCACUUCCCUCCAAUUCAGAUCGUUAUUGUCACAUUGUUUAGUAGCGGAGCUUCCAUGAAAUUGAAAUUCUGUCUAGUAUUCGAUUUUCACUAAUUUUCUUUUAAAGCCGAUUGAUAGGUCAUUUGUUUUCCUUAUUCGGGUGGCGGUGACUGAUUCCUGAAAUGAUCAACGCAGUUAGCGGUCAAUUCUUCCCUUAUUUUUCGGAAUUUUGUUUGACAAACUUCAUAUCUCUUCAAGACUAAAUAACUUAAACUUCCAACUUAUUAGCACUGGUGCUUAUGGCUUGUUUUCACUGUCACGCCGUCACAAAUUAAAAUCGAAACCAUUCCAUGGAUAAAGUAUUUUUAGAAUCUGGGAUAUUAGAGGAAAUAAGUGUGCAAACAGUUUCGCCAAGAUUCUGCAGGUCUCUGCGAGUUUUUAUGUGUCAAGUAUUCGAGGAAAUGUUUUACCCAAAUCUGUAGAACGUUGUAUGGAGACGCCAUAUUGGUGUCUUUUUGAGGGGCAUGGGGGCGGCGCAAACUGGCGAGAAAUCUGUCAGGGUUUUGCCUAAACACUAAAAGAGUGCUUAUUCAAAGACACGAUCUGGGGCCCGUUUCUUGAAAGGCCCAAUAACUUUUCGGGCCCGAAGGCAAAUUUUAAAAUCAAAACCUGUUGAAUAAAUGCACAGUCCCUACCUCACAAACCGGUCAAUUUUGCUUUGUUAACUGAUAGUUACAUUGUAUCAUUUUCAAAAUUAUUGAAACUUUGGUCUUGAAUGCUAACACUGCAAACAGCCAAAGCUCACUCUAUCACAAAACGAAGAACGCUUUCGAACUGAAAAUUUGUUAAAAUAUUAAUGAUUUGCUGCUCUAACACCUCGUAAAAGUAAAAACUCGGAAGAAUUGAUUAUUCCUUGAUUUGAAUUUUGUUGACGUCACUUAAAACCAGCAACGUAUUGUAAAAGGAAAAAUGUGUUCUUGUGCUAACGAGCUGAGGUAAAAAGCAAGCUUAACGUCACGUAAAUUCGCAAUUUUUUCCCAAUGGUUUAGCGUUUAUUGUUACAAGUAAAUGGUCAGUCUUAUGUGGGAGUUCAGCUUUUAGGGUUUAAUAGCUAAAUUUAUGUAUUAAAAUUGAAAGAAUUAUUUAGUGCCAUUGUUAUAGAAUAUUGCUUCGCAGCGAAACAUUUAUUUUUUAUAUAUAUAUCCGUUGCCAAGCUAAUAUUCUCGUGGUCGAACAGAGCAACGUAUCGUCGAGCAGGAAGGUCUCUUUUUGAUAGUGGUGAAUUGAAACUGAUAAUUUCUUGGAACGAACAUGAAAUGAUCUGUUUUCAGGCCAAGUAACCGUGAAGCCUCAAGAUUUUUUGCUUGUACUGACCAGUGUCUCUGUAGAAACCCGCUGUCUUUUUUCGAAUAUUUACUACGGUCUGUAUUUUGAAAUUUAGAUCCGUCAGGUUAACGGGCUUGGGACGCCGAACUUACGUAACACUCUGCCUAACCUAAAAGACUUGCUGGAUACGAAAUUUCGAACAAGGUAUGUGUCAAGACUCGCCAAGACAUUAAGUGUCCUGUCCAAGAUUUUGUUUGGCAAGCCAGCUUAAUGCUUAAUUGUAAAAAACGUAUAACAGCUACAUGUAUGAUAGUUUUAUUUCUUUGGUAGCGUAAGCACUGUACUUUAAAUGUUUAUUUGAAACAGUUACGAAAGAAAAGACUGGCAUGUUUCGGAACUCUCGUUGAUACCAACUAAAAUAAUAAAGAAACAGAAACAGUCUUUUUUUUGGUCCGUCUCAAGCCUAAUGUUAAUUACGGUUGAACUGCCGUUGAGUGUGGUCUGUGCUCAAUAAUUAGUUUCCUGUUCAUGUAUAUUUUGCUUAGACAUACUAAACCUGUUCCUGUACAUUCAAAACCCGCUACUAUUUGUAAUUUCUUUCUCUCUCUUUUUUUAGUGAUUUGGUUAAAUCUGCUCCACUCACAAUAAUAAGAAAGUCUCCAUUAAAACCCCACAAGAACCGAUCGUCGACUUCAGAGGAUUCCUCCCCUCGGUCAAGGCCUCCUUCGUUUGAUAACGUCAUGCUUCAGUCUAUGGACGCUACUACAUCUGAACCCAAACCUGGUUUACUGGAUUUAUCGGUAAAUCCUGAACCAGCAGCAAAUCCUGAUACAACAGAUGCACCAGUAAGAUCUGCUGACCACGAUAUACCGACAAAUCCUGCCUUACCGGAUAAACCAGGAAAACCUGCUCUACCAGAUAAACCAGCAAAACUUGUUUUACUUGAUAGACCAGCAAAACCCCCUAUACCGGAAAAACCGGCAAGACUAUCUUCACAUGACCAACUGGUGAAGCCUACUUUACCGUUAAAACCAGCAAAAACUGCUUUUCCUGUUCAACAUGAAAAAUGUGGUGUAGCGGUUCCUCUUAGUGCAGAUCAAGUUCAUCAAACGCAGACUGCAGAUAAGUCUCCAAUGGCAACAGAAAAUUCUAUUGCAAUAGGCCAGAACAGGUCGAAUGGUUUAUUGGAGGGGAAUGUGGCGGAUGAUAGGCAAGGAGCUGUUACUGAGGAGAGUGCCCUGUUCAUACCCUCACAAGGAACAAGCAGAUUUUUGGGUCAGCAGCGGAUGAAAAGAUCACUAAAGCAUCAGAGAAAUACAGUAACGACUGGUAAACCUUACAGGACGUUUUCACUUAAGGCGCGCAGAAGCAACACUCAGUCGCAGAAACAAAAGUUGGUUAGAACUGGAAGUGCUGAUAGCACGAAUACGGGGAAAGAAGCUUCUACUAAUUUUGCAGGAAAUACUGUUAAUAACUUUAUACGGUUUGAAGGAAGGCCAUCCUAUCCUAAUCAGUCAGAAAGUGGUGACAAUGGCAGUAUGAGGCAAGGUUAGUUAGAUAUACAACUUUCGACUUAACACCUAUUAAACACAUAACUACUCUAUCAGUGAGUUACAAAAUAGAACCAUUGUUAAACUGACCGCACAAGCAAUGUGACCAUGAGCUACUACAGCUUUAUGCGGGAAGGGAAAUUUUUCCUUUACAUCUAUAGUUAACUUCCUUUGAUAUAGUCAAAACUUCACUGUUAACUAUUUUUGGAGACGCGUUUUGCACUUGUUUACAAAGGGUAGCGCGCCAUGCGAAGGCAGCCGAGUUGGUGUCUCUUCAUAUAAACCUGAGCAAAUAGUAUGUCUGGUUCUGGUUGUUUGACCGAGAUCUCUCCACAACGCUAUUGCGUGCGUUGACUUCAUAUGCAGAGACAUUAGGUCUGCCCUUUGAACUUGGAUUGUUGUUUGUUUAACGAAGAUUUCAGUCACACCACCUGGAAAUUUUCCUUAUGUACCCUUCAGUCCGAAUACGAAAGCGACACGUUUCCAACUACAACCCCAACUACGCCUUCCACUCCGUUGAGAGAAAGCCAGUUCAGCGUCAUUAGGGUCUGUUAUAAGUUUAAGGAAAAAAAGACUUUUUGACAGAGAGUAAGAAACGUGAAAUCGAUGACAGCAGCGUUGAAAGCAUUCUCUUCUAAGAAUUUCAUCCUGAUUACCCGGGAUCAUAUCAAUAGGUCCUUAGCUGAUGAUGUAACCUACCCUCAUAUCCCUAAUUUUGAACCAGUCACUAGAUCACUUUUAUUCUAAUUUCAGAUGACACGUGUACCUCGAAUGGUGACCAGCGUUUGGUAGAUAAAGGGGGUAACAGAAAUCGCGAUCUUCCAACCCAUUCUAAUGUGUCAGACCUGAAACAGACUCGCAGUGACGGAAUCCGUUCAAAAAGCCUCUUUGACGUGGAGGGUUCCAUUAACUUUGAUUUCUGUGAAAAUGGUGAAAUAGAUUUAAGAUAA
This is a messenger RNA of Porites lobata, 10378 nucleotides long. The record is from the annotation of a GenBank genome assembly. Lineage: Eukaryota; Metazoa; Cnidaria; Anthozoa; Scleractinia; Poritidae.